UCGCUACAAGGCGUUCUCCAUCGUCGCCCUCCGUUUUUGCUCUCCGGCUGCAGAUGCCUCCUUUCUCCGCUUUCUCCUUGCAUUUGGGCUAAUCAGGAUAGCGGCGAUCAAAGAGAGAUACUAACAUCGGUUUAUGACUGCCUUGUAAUUUAGUUCUUGACUUCCUGAGUGGUGCCAUCACUCCGCGCUCCUUCCACCCCACCAAAAAAAGAGACCAACUUACUUUCAGUUCAAUUAUAGCCAUUCAGACAUUGUCGGAAGAAAGCCAUUGAAACAGAAGAUGUUUCAAAUCUUACUGGAGACCGUGAUGACCCAAGGAUCGAAGGAGGAAGCUGUGGAUUCAGUGGCGGGCCUCGAGAUCCCUGAGGCUCGCAGCCCUGGGGAACAGUGGGAAAAAAACCUAAACAAAAUCCUGAGGGAAGAGAAAGGUAACUCCUACAUCCAGCGCCAACACUUCAGGCAGUUCCGCUACCGGAAGUGUGCCGGUCCCCGAGGGGUUUACAGCCAGCUUCACGAUCUGUGUUGCCAGUGGCUGAAGCCAGGAGAGCAUACGAAAGCUGAGAUCCUGGACCUGGUGAUCUUAGAGCAGUUCUUGACUAUCCUGCCUCCUGACAUGAAGAGCUGGAUCAGAGAAUGUGGAGCGGAGACCUGUUCUCAAGCGGUGGCCCUGGCCGAAGGCUUCCUCUUGAGCCAAGCAGAGGACAAGAAGCCGAAAAUCCAGGGCCUGUUUGUGGAUGCUUCUAACGAUUUCCCCAAAAUUAAGAAGGAGGCUCCCUCAGACGCAGGACAGAGACAGUUCUUCAAGCAGAUCUUAGAGAAUGAAGAUGCCGUAUUGCAGGGCAAUGAGAAAUCUUUGAUGAGGCCUCCGGAUAUGUCUGCUGUUGUUUCUAGAGAGUGGUCUGCUUCAGCCCAGCCAGCUAUGGUUCCGGUGUCUUUUGAGGACGUGGCUGUGUAUUUCACAGACGAAGAGUGUCCUUUGUUGAAUGCAAGCCAGGUGGCUCUGCAACUGGAGGUCAUGGUGGAGAAUUACCAAAACAUGACCUCUUUGGGGAGGGAGGCAUGGUGGAAUGAGGAUGAGGAUGAAUCACAAAGAGUGUCCUUAAAAAGAGCCAGAUCCACCCAGGAGGGACUGCAGAGCGAGGGAACGGAGGAGCGGGUCAAGGUCAUGAGAUGGGACGAAUUCUCUCUUUCGGAAAUUAAUCCUAUGCAAGGUGUAAUGGGGCCCCCCCAAAUAUAUCCGGGGAACGCACCUUUGGCGUCCGCAAGCGGGAACUUUUGCAAAACGCCAAUCCAAGCAAAACCGAGCAUGAGAAACACCGCCUUUGUUUCGAAGAGCAUGGAUUCUCCUGAAACGCCCACUCAAGGGAAAUUACCUCAGAAACCCAGAAUGAAUACGUGUCCCAUCUGUGGGAAAAGCUUCGCUCAUAGGUCUCUCCUGCACGAACACGAAAGAAUCCACGCCAAGGAGAAGCCCUUUAAAUGCAACGAAUGUGGCAUCAGCUUCAGUCAACUGGCAACCCUGACCUCUCACAAACGCAUCCACACGGGGGAGAAACCCUAUCAAUGCAUGGCGUGCGGGAAGAGUUUUAGUCAUAGCAUCACUCUCCAUUCUCAUCGAAGGAGCCACAAAAUUUAAACGUGCCGAAGCGGCAAAGGCCGCCGCGUUCAAAAUCCAAAAGCUUCCGAAACAGCAAAAUUUUGUGCAGGGCAGAAACUGAUGGUUAUCUUCAUCGUGGAAAGUACCUCAAGCUUUAGGUACAGACUCUGACAAAUCUCUAUAAAUAGCCUCUUUUUUUGGGGGGGGGGCAGCUACAUGAAAUGUGGAUAUGGAUUCUUUUUUUUUUUCCCGCCCCAACACGAAUCUCCCGGAGUUCUUUUUAGCUAGUUUUCUGAAUUGAGAGAGAGAUUGGAUUUAUUUAAUGAUUAAUCUUAAAUGCUUUUAUAUCUGUUUUUUUUUUUUUUUUUCAAUACUGUAAGCCAGCCAGAAACAACUCGCGGUGAGUUGGGCAGCAUUUAAACACUAACUGAAAGAAUGAAUAAAUAAAUAAACUAGAAUCCCA
Pantherophis guttatus is the source of this 2060-nucleotide messenger RNA. RefSeq names its product zinc finger protein with KRAB and SCAN domains 5-like. NCBI's taxonomy places the organism in Eukaryota, Metazoa, Chordata, Lepidosauria, Squamata, Colubridae. Gene Ontology annotation, biological process: regulation of DNA-templated transcription. The record is from RefSeq and is a predicted model, not a curated record.